Molecule: messenger RNA, 1539 nt
Organism: Cynocephalus volans (Philippine flying lemur)
Lineage: Eukaryota; Metazoa; Chordata; Mammalia; Dermoptera; Cynocephalidae
Product: class I histocompatibility antigen, Gogo-B*0101 alpha chain-like
Exons: 8
Coding region: 35-1129 (364 amino acids)
Biological process (GO): antigen processing and presentation of endogenous peptide antigen via MHC class Ib; antigen processing and presentation of endogenous peptide antigen via MHC class I via ER pathway, TAP-independent; positive regulation of T cell mediated cytotoxicity
Cellular component (GO): external side of plasma membrane
Molecular function (GO): peptide antigen binding; signaling receptor binding
Source: RefSeq, a predicted model, not a curated record
CCGCCGGGACUCAGAUUCUCCCCCGACACCGAGGAUGGGGGUCAUGGCGCCCCGAACCCUCCUCCUGCUGCUCUCGGGGGCCCUGGUCCUGACCGAGACCCAGGCGGGCUCCCACUCCAUGCGGUAUUUCGACACCGCCGUGUCCCGGCCCGGCCGCGGGGAGCCCCGCUUCAUCCUCGUCGGCUACGUGGACGACACGCAGUUCGUGCGGUUCGACAGCGACGCCGCGAGUCCGAGGAUGGAGCCGCGGGCGCCGUGGAUGGAGCAGGAGGGGCCGGAGUACUGGGACGAGAACACACGGAUCGCCAAGGGCAGCGCACAGACUUUCCGAGUGAACCUGCGGACCGCGCUCGGCUACUACAACCAGAGCGAGGCCGGGUCUCACACCCUCCAGAGGAUGUCCGGCUGCGACGUGGGACCCGACGGGCACCUCCUCCGCGGGUACAGUCAGUUGUCCUACGACGGCGCCGAUUACAUCGCCCUGAACGAGGACCUGCGCUCCUGGACCGCGGCGGACGCGGCGGCUCAGAUCACCCGGCGCAAGUGGGAGGCGGCCGGUUGGGCGGAGCAAGAGCGGGCCUACCUGGAGGGCACGUGCGUGGAGUGGCUCCGCAGAUACCUGGAGAACGGGAAGGAGACGCUGCAGCGCGCAGACCCCCCAAAGAUACGUGUGACCCACCACCCCAUCUCUGACCAUGCGUCCGCACUGAGGUGCUGGGCACUGGGUUUCUAUCCUGCGGAGAUCACACUGACCUGGCAUCGAGAUGGGGAGGAACAGACCCAGGACACAGAGUUUGUGGAGACAAGGCCUGCGGGGGAUGGAACCUUCCAGAAGUGGGCAGCUGUGGUGGUGCCUUCUGGACAGGAGCAGAGAUACACGUGCCAUGUACAGCAUGAAGGGCUGCCUAAGCCCCUCACCCUGAGAUGGGAGCCGCCGCCUCAGCUCAACAUGCUUAUUGUGGGAAUCGUUGCUGGCCUCUUUGUCGGCCUCAUUGUCCUUGGAGCUGUGGUUGCUGUUGUGAUGCCGAGGAUGAAGAGGUCAGGUGGAAAAGGAGGGAGCUAUGCUCAGGCAGCCAGCAGCGACAGUGCCCAGGGCUCUGACAGUUCUCUCACAGCUUGUAAAGUGUGAGCCAGCUGCCUUGUGUGGGACUGAGAGAUACAAAACUUGUUCACAGCCCCAUGUUGUGACUUCAAGACCCCUGACUUCUGUUUCUGUAUAGCUCAUCUGAAUGUGUCUGUGCUCCUGUUAGCGUAGUGUGAGGAGGUGGGGAGACCAGCCCACCCCUGCCCACCAUGACCCCUUCUCCACACUGACCCGUGUUCUCUUCCCCAGUCAUCAUUCCUGUUCCAGAGAGGUGGGGUGGGAGGUCUCCAUCUCUGACCCAACUUCAUUGUUUACUGAGCUGCAGUUUCCUACUUCCCUACUGAAAAUAAGAAUCUGGAUAUAAGUUUGUUUUUUCAGAUUGUUGCUGUGAGGGGUUGAUGGGUUAAUUAAAGAAGGACGAAUUUGACAGAGGAAAUAAACGGGAACAAUGAGAA